Messenger RNA from Pocillopora meandrina, 3004 nucleotides. The record is from the annotation of a GenBank genome assembly. Lineage: Eukaryota; Metazoa; Cnidaria; Anthozoa; Scleractinia; Pocilloporidae.
AUGUCCCGUUUUCUUCGACUUUUGUGGGUUGUAUUUCAAGUACUUGUUAUUACGGUAUUCAGUGAUUUUCAGAAUGACAGAAGGCUCUUGGAGGAUUACAACAGUAGGUUGCUUGUGUAUGUUAACUUUCUUAUCAAUGGAAUGUGCUUGAACUUCUUCCUAGAUAUGAACCCUAGAUGUUGCCAGGCCCUAAACUAGAAUCGUGUUAUAUCUCAAUUUCUAAAAUAGCGAUGUUUUCGCCAAAGAAAUGGUUCAAAAACCAUAAUUUUGGUAUAUCUACGACAGAGUCUUUUUUAACUCUACAUACAGAACGAUUGAAAACACUUACAAUCCUAGUUGAAUUUUUUUUCUCUCUAAACAGACGCAAUAUUGAUUACAAAGUUGACGAGUUUACAAGUCUGAUUUCAUCGCGAUACUCAUUGACUUAAUGUUUUCUUGUAUCGAUCAACGUUUGAGCAAACCUUCCGAGAGGAAGCUUAUGGUAAAUGGUGCCACUCUAAAUCUUUCCUCUCACACAAGAGAUACCCCAAGAAAAAAAAGCGCUGCCUAAUAAAAACAAAUUGGCAAAGAUUUAUUCACCCAAGCCUUGACAAACUUAGUGAUUAUUUCUAUAACUAUUGAUGAAAAGAUCUCUUUUCAGGAACGAUAAUUUUUAGUUUUUUUGUUUUUUCCACAUAAAAAAUGACUCCUCUAUUAUCUAUCUAACAGAGGGGCCCUCUUGAGGGGCCCUCCUUAAGGAGGCUGAAAUACAAACUAGAAAAGCUAUUUCUCCGCUAUCAGCAAGCUUUACCUGUGCCCCUUAGAAUCAAUUCAAGUAUAGGCCAACUUUCUUAAGCUAGCGAUGUUUCAUCAGGUGAAAAUGAUCUUUCGAAAAAGGAUGUCUUUACUUAAAGUAAAAAACUCCGAAAACGUGUUAGAGUCUGCCUGAUACGAAUACAUAUCUCUGUAGUUAAGCUCAUAAAUUCAACAAAUAUUUUCAGCUUUUACGCAGCCUAUAUCACCAAAACAGUAGUUAACUCAAUGUCUCUGCAGAUCUAAUUGAGAAACAAGACAUGUUCAGAGUAGAGACGUUCAAUUAUAUCGCGUGUUAACAUGUGUGACCUUUCAUCUAUCACGGGCAUUCAUUUCUCAGAGCUUUCCGUCUUUUUAAUUAAACAAAAAAAUCCGCGUGUGCAAGCGCGAAGACAGAAGAAAAGGAGACAAGCGAUAUAGAUAACUCUAAAUUUUACCUGAUACAUAUGUUUACUCCAGCAUCUGUGCAUUUGAAUGUUUGGGUUCAAAUUUUACUCUGGCUUUUGGAGACCAGCCAUCAUUUAUCGCGUGGAGGAGCGCGCGGGGGAGAGGGGGGGGGAGGUUGGAGAGUUUUGGUUUAAUAUUCUUGUGAUCCCCCCUCAAUAGAAGUUCAUUGGCAGUUAAUUUUUCAUAGUCACGUUUCCCCUUUAUACAUUGUUGGCUAUGACUGAUACCCCCCCCCCCGAUAACCAUUAGACCCCCCCCCCACAAAAAAAAAUCAUCCGCCCCUCUUCCCCUCUUCUGGCAAUAAAUAAUGAGUGGUUCUUCAUGUUAAGGUCUCAAAAAAAAUUCUACAUGUUAAUUUGACUUUAUGUCAUUCCAGAGUUAUUUUGAUAAUUAAUCUGGAACAGGAGAGACUGUCACAAUCAACCACGUUUUUGAUAUUAAAAUGUCACACCACACAAAAAUGCAUGUGUUUACUGCGGAGUAACCUAUACUACAAUAUGACUGGCCAUAUGCUUGAUAGGUAAAGACACAUUCUGUUGAAAAAAUAAAACAUGAUAUGCACAUACAUUUCUGAGUUAAGUGAUUAUUACCGUCAUACUAACAUCAAAGUUCUUUAAAGCUCAGGGAAAAUUUACUCUCAUAGCUAUUUGUGUUCAUUUCUCGUACUGAUCAAAAAAACUCAUUGAUAAAUAGCACGUUUCACAUUAUCACCUGAUUUUCAUUAAUGUACGUGCUUGCUGGAAACCAAAAAAUUAUUCAUAAAAUUGAUAAACUUCUGGAAUAAGACAAUCAGUCGUUUUCUAAAUCAUGUAUCAUGCAUCUCUCUUUUCAAAAUGUCCAGAGACGGAAGAAUAACGAUCUUCAGAGUCAAAAAUGGCAGAGAAUAAUUAAUCGCUUGAUUGUCCAUAUGAAUCAAUUUUUCUAAGAUUUCUAAGGACAAAAUUCAUGUAAAUGCAACUUAAAGAAGCACCAGAUAUUCUUUAGUAUGACAGAUAACUGUUUCCUAACAGCAAAGAACUUCAUACACCCCUCCAGAUAUCUAAAAAAAUUUUACUUUCUCGUUCAAGAAUUUCAGCACAUUCCGUCAGCAAGAACCACAAGCAAGAAGCUUCAAAUGCACUUUUUGGCGCAAACAGACGCUUCUCGCCUCAAAAGACAACUACGUGGCCACUAUGAUAUCAUUUACAUCAUCGACUCUUCCAGCUCGAUCAGCAGGGCUGAAUUCCGAAAGGGCAUCAAAGCCAUUCAAAUGUUGAUUGACAAGGGUGCACGUGACUCGUUACACGCGGCUAUUACAGUAGCCAAUAAGGCACACCCUGUCUUCACAUUUACUUCCGUUGAAAAAGCCAAUGAGAAACUGGAGAAACUGCAAAGAACCGGUGGAAAAACAAACAUGCAAGAGGCGUUAGAGAAAAGCUUACGAAUGUUUCAAAAUCUUAGCAGCGGAGCCCGAGCCGGAAGUUUUAGACGCGUUCUGGUUGUGACUGAUGGACAGUCCAACGUGAAACGGAACAAAACGCUCUUGAAUGCCAUGGACCUGAAGCUCAAUGGAGCAGAGAUCUUUGUGAUUGGAGUAGGAGAAUACUUGGAUGGAAUUCAUGAAUUGGUGCACCUGGCUAGUUCAUUGGAUGCACAUUUAUACAGAGCUGGUGACAUGCAAGGUCUCGUUGAAGUUGUCAAACUCAUAACACCGGUCAGUUACAGACGGAGCUGGGAAUCAGAAGUCAGGAGAAUAAGGCAAGCAGUCAUGCUUGGAAGGCAAUAA